Messenger RNA from Lucilia sericata (common green bottle fly), 1743 nucleotides. Its product is annotated as paired box protein Pax-6-like. Gene Ontology annotation, molecular function: DNA-binding transcription factor activity, RNA polymerase II-specific; RNA polymerase II cis-regulatory region sequence-specific DNA binding. The transcript is spliced from 5 exons. The record is from RefSeq and is a predicted model, not a curated record. Gene Ontology annotation, biological process: anatomical structure development; regulation of transcription by RNA polymerase II. The annotation marks the transcript as partial. Lineage: Eukaryota; Metazoa; Arthropoda; Insecta; Diptera; Calliphoridae.
CCAGCCAGGAUACAUAGCGAUACGAAUAAACAGGCGGAAGAUCGACAUUUUUUUUGUUGAACGUGAAGACGAGAGUAGCGUGCAUCGUUUAAGAUAUACGUAAAAUAUUUUAAUUCGUAAACAAACUUUUGAAAACACGUGUGUAUUAACUCAAUCAAUUUGUAGUUAUUCUAAUAUAGAGUAUAAUACUUUUAACUUUAUAUGUAUUUAUGUUUUGAAAUCGUAUCGUAACGUACCGUGUCGUAUACCCUACCUAUAUAUUGUAUGUGGCAAAAUCGCGUCGCUUGUACCAGAUUUUACUGGAAAAAAUCUUCAAUUGUCCUUAAACGCGCACUACUUUUAACAAGUAUAACUGAAAUUAAAAUAUUUCCUUAAAAAUAAUUGUGAUAAAAAAGUUAAAAGGAUAAAUAAUCCAGCCAUUCAUUCUAUCACAUUAGAAAAAAUAUUUAAAAUACCAAAAAGUGUCAAAAAAAGCAAAUACAUGGAUAAAAAUUGUUAAAGGAGUUUUACAGCAUUAACAACAGCCAACAUCAAUUUAAUAAAUAAGUGUUGUUCAUAUUGCGAAAUAUUAAAAAAUGUAUUGUAUAGAUACAUAUGUAUAUUAAAAAAAAGCAAUAAAAAGAAGUGAAGUGAAUACGAGUGAAUGCCCAUUUAGUGCGUAUUAAUCUUUUGUUUUUAUUGCUGCUGUUGCCACCUGUGGCGUAUGAAGUUUUUAUUCAAAAAAUCAAAUUCAAUACUGUCUCUUAUUUUAACUACAAAAUGCCAUGCAUAUGUACAAAUGCAUAUUGAAAUAAUUUAUUAGUAAAGUGCUCCUUUAAAAGUGAAAACAAGAAAAAAUAGUAAAACAAAAAAACAACGGGAGCGACAUCAUGCUUAAUUGUUCGUUUAAACAAAGCCUGUUGUCAGCAUGUCAAGCUUAGUGCAUCACGUUCAAAUUUAAUUGAAAACAACGUACAAUAAUCUACACACAAACUACCUAGUUGUAAUAAUUCAAUUAAAAAAAACCCUAUUUAAAUAUAAAUAAUUUUGGAAAAAUAUUUUUUUGGAUUACAAGAAACGGUCUCUCCAUAUUGUGGUUUACAAUUUGCAAUGUUUGCUUUGCAGUCCAACCCGACCUUAGGUGCUGUAGUAGCACCAUGGUCAGGAUCAAUGAUUGAUCGCUUGCCAUCCUUAGAAGACAUGCCGCACAAAGACAAUUUCAUUGCAAUGAGAAAUCUACCAUGUUUGGGUGUAACUAGCGGUGGCGGUGGUGUCGGUAGUAUUGACGGUUCAACGUCGGAUAUCGCAGCAGAUAAACCUACUGCUGUUAUGGAUCCAACUACCUUGGAAGCACCUUCAACGCCUCACGCAUCGUCUUAUUUUGCCACCACCUACUACCACAUUACUGAUGAUGAAUGUCAUAGCGGUGUAAAUCAAUUGGGUGGUGUAUUCGUUGGUGGCCGUCCUCUUCCAGAUUCAACUAGACAAAAAAUAGUGGAAUUAGCACACUCUGGAGCCAGACCAUGUGACAUAUCACGCAUUUUACAGGUUUCAAAUGGAUGUGUUAGUAAAAUUUUGGGCAGAUAUUAUGAAACCGGCAGUAUAAGACCCCGAGCGAUAGGUGGUUCAAAACCUCGAGUCGCUACGGCUGAGGUUGUUGCGAAAAUUUCUCACUACAAGAGGGAAUGCCCAAGUAUAUUUGCAUGGGAAAUACGUGAUAAAUUGUUGCAAGAUGGCGUUUGUACAAACGAAAACAUUCCAAGC